UAUGAUUUUUGAUGAUAUACCCUAUGAUGAUUCAAAUCAGAAUGAAAUAUACUAUGACAACUCUAAUCAUGAAUUAUUACUAUAAUAAUUGAAAAAUUUAGCUACUGCAUAAGAAGCUAAGAUUUAUAGCACAUUUAAUUAAGAUUGGAAAGGUAUUAAUAAUUUAUUAUUUUUUAUAGCCCAAUUAGAUCCAUAAGUGAGAUAAUGGAUGACACAUGUAAGAUAACAUUAUUUUGAGACAUAAAAAAAGUCACAAAAAGUUGUUUCUAAUAUUUAACUCGAAUCUUUCUCAUCAGAUAAUCAAACUGCUGAUUUACAACUAGAUGACUAUUUCUAAUUAUGA
Molecule: messenger RNA, 343 nt
Organism: Paramecium pentaurelia
Lineage: Eukaryota; Ciliophora; Oligohymenophorea; Peniculida; Parameciidae
Source: the annotation of a GenBank genome assembly